This is a messenger RNA of Arvicola amphibius (Eurasian water vole), 641 nucleotides long. It is a transcript of the gene Dbndd1, whose product is annotated as dysbindin domain containing 1. Gene Ontology annotation, cellular component: cytoplasm. Gene Ontology annotation, biological process: negative regulation of protein kinase activity. Lineage: Eukaryota; Metazoa; Chordata; Mammalia; Rodentia; Cricetidae. The record is from RefSeq and is a predicted model, not a curated record.
UUGGCUGCUGCCCCGAUGCGCUGCUCCCGAAGCUCGGACCCAGUAGUCGCCAGAGCAGUUGAUGCACCCGGGCGGCUCGCAUCGCCGCUGCCCACACCCCUCGCGGACCCCAUUGGCCGCAUGGAGUCUCCGGAGAGCGCUGGUCGGGGAGAGAUUGUUAAAGAAGUCAAGGUGCCACAGGCUGCCCUGAGUGUUCCAGCUCAUGAGACGGGGGACACUUGCCACACACCUGUGACAGAGGGGGAAGAGGUUGGCAUCCCAAUACCAGCCCCAGGGUUCCUGCAGGUCACGGAGAGGAGGCAGCCUCUGAGCAGCGUCUCCUCUCUGGAGGUCCACUUCGAUCUCCUGGACCUCACUGAGCUGACCGACAUGUCUGACCAGGAGCUGGCCGAGGUCUUUGCGGACUCUGAUGACGAGAACCUUGCCACUGAAUCCCCAGCAGGUCUGCACCCACUAUCUAGAGCUGGCUGCCUACGCUCCCCCUCCUGGACAAAAACAAGGGCGGAGCAGAACCGUGAGAAACAGCCCCCCAGUGACCCAGAACGACAAGGUACAGCUGUGGACACGUUCCUCGCCGUGGAGGGGCCCAAGGAAGAUUAGCACAACUCCAUCUCUUCCAGAGCUGCUGAAGGGCUGGGCCA